AUGGAUUAUUGGAAAUCACACCGGACGCUUAAAUGUGCAAGGAAAAUCGAUGAGGGCACACCUGAGUGUGGUUUUGAACUCUUGCCUUCUUACUUAUACAUGAUAAGAAGGGCAAAUCCGAAUACAGUUACGCGUCUUCAAAUCGAUGAGCUUGGAAGAUUCAUGUAUGUGUUUCUUGCGUUUGGUGCGAGCGUUAAUGGGUUUCCUUUCAUGCGCAAAGUUGUUGUCGUCGACGGUACGUUUCUUAAUGGUAAAUAUAAAGGGACGCUACUCACAGCACUAGCUCAGGAUGGUAACUUUCAGAUUUUUCCAAUAGCCUUCGCAGUGGUUGACACUGAAAAUGAUGAUUCGUGGAAUUGGUUUUUUACGCAACUAAAAGUGUUGAUUCCUGACCAGGAGGGUCUUGCGAUAAUAUCAGAUAGGCAUAACUCGAUAGGGAAAGCAAUUACAAAUGUGUAUCCGUUAGCUGCUCGUGGAAUAUGCACCUAUCAUUUGUAUAAAAACAUAUUGGGACGGUACAAAGGAAAAGAUGUAUUUCGGCUGGUGAAGAAAGCGGCGAGAUGUUUUAGAAUGUCUGACUUUGAUAUGAUUUUCGAGGAGAUUGAAGCACUUAAUCCUGAUCUCCACGGCUACCUCGAAAGAGCUGAUGUCAGACUGUGGACACGUGUUUAUUUCCCGGGCGAGAGGUACAAUUUGAUGACUACGAACAUAGCGGAAUCAAUGAACAGAGCAUUAUCGCAUGCUAGAGGUCUUAACAUUGUUCGAAUAUUGGAAUCGAUACGGGUUAUGAUGACCAGAUGGUUUGCUGAACGAAGAGUGGAUGCCAGAUCGCAGUCAACCACACUCACGCGCGGUGUGGAGAAACUAUUACAAGGACGUGUAAGUGCCUCCCGGGAUUGGACGGUUCAAAGGAUUGAUGACCAUCACACUGAAGUUAAAUAUGGCGCUGCUGGCGAGUCUUUGAAUGUUGUUAAUUUGGUUGAGCGAAAGUGCACAUGUCGGCGUUUCGAUGUCGAGAAAAUACCAUGUGUACACGCAAUCGCAGCUGCAGAGGAAAGAAAUGUUUCUCGUAUAUCACUGUGCAGUCCUUACUAUAAAAGCACUUAUUUAGCUAGCGCAUACGCUGAAUCGGUCAUGCCGGUUGACUCAGCGCUACCUGUUCCAGAUAACGUGGCUAACGUACAGUGCUUUCCACCGUUUAUUCGUCAACAACCGGGAAGACCUAAAAAAAUAGGAUGA
Molecule: messenger RNA, 1239 nt
Organism: Brassica napus (rape)
Lineage: Eukaryota; Viridiplantae; Streptophyta; Magnoliopsida; Brassicales; Brassicaceae
Exons: 2
Coding region: 1-1239 (412 amino acids)
Molecular function (GO): zinc ion binding
Source: RefSeq, a predicted model, not a curated record